AUGUCAUCUCUGCUGAGGGAGGAGAUGAACAGAGUCUUGUUCAGGCCAGUGGGGCAGAAGCUGGAGGAAUUUAUUGAAAUUGAGGAGCAAAAACAAGGACGACAUUUCAUCUGUAUUUCUAUAGCUAAGAAUAAAGAAGCUCAGAUCUCAGUGGUCCAUUGUCGAAGAUCGAAGCGUUCACGGAGCAAAAAGCUGCAGCACUAUGGACUGGAGGACAGCUAUGAGCGAAUAGAAACGUGGGCCCUGGAAGACCUGAUGAUUCUGGAUGGUAGAGAUCCCGAUACAGACGAUCCCUGUUUCUUGAUGCAUUUUGACACAGUGCGGACCAUCACAGCAGUGAGCUGUGCUGCGAAAUACAACUUGGCCCGCUGUCUGCUUUCGCUCAGCAGGAAGUAUCAUCACACAGCAUUAAAGCUGCAGAAUUUUGACCAGUCAUACAUUGAACCCACUUCAAUGUACUCAGACCGUGGUGACUGUAUGGUCCUUUCGCAGAUCUGUUUUUAUGCCUUCAAUCUGGUGUGUCUUUCUAUGUGCCCUGUGCCUCUGCCCUGA
Messenger RNA from Xyrauchen texanus (razorback sucker), 552 nucleotides. RefSeq names its product exocyst complex component 1-like. The record is from RefSeq and is a predicted model, not a curated record. The coding region runs from base 1 to 552 and encodes 183 amino acids. The transcript is spliced from 3 exons. NCBI's taxonomy places the organism in Eukaryota, Metazoa, Chordata, Actinopteri, Cypriniformes, Catostomidae.